GGAGACACCACAACAGCAAACUCGUGCUUAUCGGAGACACCACAACAACAGCAAACUCGUCGUCGUCGUGCAAAAGGCUGGCGGGCUGGCUGUUCGGUCGGUGGUUGAUAGAUUUGCGAAUACGACUUUUUGCUAGUGGUUACUGUUCGUUGGUUGGUUUCUUUUGA
Anisakis simplex (herring worm) is the source of this 167-nucleotide messenger RNA. NCBI's taxonomy places the organism in Eukaryota, Metazoa, Nematoda, Chromadorea, Rhabditida, Anisakidae. The record is from the annotation of a GenBank genome assembly.